Messenger RNA from Amoebophrya sp. A120, 216 nucleotides. The record is from the annotation of a GenBank genome assembly. NCBI's taxonomy places the organism in Eukaryota, Dinophyceae, Syndiniales, Amoebophryaceae.
CAUCGUUCACGUUUUAGCUUGCUACAGUAGCUACGCGAUCGUACAGCAUUACCAUGCUACGCGAUGUUCGUUUCGUUCGUAAAAGGUUCCUCAGUUCGAUCUCUGUGACAACUGAGCGUACACGCAGUAGACGUCCCUGCUUCCGCAAGCUACGCACUCAAGAAAUAUAUGAUUCUGACAAGAUCGACGCCACCCGUUCAGCAGUUCGUUCAUUCA